CUGGUUUUCAAAUUCUGGAAAAAAGAAAAAAAGGGGAAGAGAAGGAAAAAGAGGGAUCAGACGAUGAUGAUUCUCUUUCGAUUUCUUCUGCACUGAAAGGCAACAAGAACUUCGAAUCCCUCGUCCUUCGUUUUAUCGAUCGAGAAGUUUUUGGAUCGAUCUAAUCGAUUGGAAAGAUUUGAAAGAUGGGGGAUUUUAAUCUUGCUCUAGUGAUCGUCGCUAUAGUGGUUUGUGUUCUUGUUUUCAUCUUCAAUGUCUAUCUUCUCGUCAACUAUCAACAUCCUGAUGAUGCGAAUCAAGCUUAUUUCCCCAAGUUCGUCGUUGUUUUGGGUCUCUCCAUUGCUGCAAUUUCUAUACUUAUGCUUCCAGCCGAUGUUGCUAACCGUGCGGCAUGUCAACACGCGAUCUACAAUGGCGCCUGUAAUCUCACUUUGCCAAUGAAGACACUGUGGAUUAUUGUCUACAUUGUUGAUGCUGCACUCGUCUUUUUCAUUAUCCCCUUCGCCAUGUUCUACUACGAAGGCGAUCAGGACAAGAGCAUAGGGAAACGAAUAAAGAGUGCAGUGCUGUGGGUAGGGGCUACGGCCUUUGUUUGCGCUCUAGUGCUUGGCAUUUUAUACGGUGUAGUUGGAAAGGUGGACUUCACUGUUAGACACCUUUCUUCACCCACAACUAAUUUCCCAACUUCAUGGGCUUUUUCUAGUAGCCAGCCAUGUAUUGGUGGUGCAUCUUUUCAUCAGUGCUCUUCAUACACAGCUGGUGCUUCAUCAGAGAAAACGUGGACUAUGCGUACCACUUUUCCAGAAUACGUUGUCGCCCUCACCACCAUUGUUGGAUCCGUUCUAUUCUCGUUAUUUGGUGGUGUAGGUAUUGCUUGCCUGCCUUUGGGGCUUAUAUUUUCAUUUAUUCGGCGUCCAAAGGCUGUUAUUACUCGUUCACAGUAUAUCAAGGAAGCAACUGAAUUGGGGAGAAAAGCUAGAGAAUUGAAAAAAGCUGCUGACGCACUUCAUCAAGAAGAGAGAAGUGGUUCUAAAGGGAGGAAAUGGCGAAAAAAUGUAAAGGCUGUUGAAAAGGAGUUGCUUCUUUUGGAAGAAGAUGUCAAAGCUUUAGAUGAGAUGUAUCCUCAAGGAGAGAAGGCAGAGACUACUUGGGCUUUAACUGUUAUUGGCUACCUGGUAAAAUUUGUAUUGGGAGUUCUAGGGUUGAUUGUCUCAGUAGCUUGGGUGGCACAUAUUGUUAUUUAUCUCUUGAUUGAUCCACCUCUUUCUCCUUUCCUUAAUGAGGUUUUCAUCAAGCUGGACAAUGUCUGGGGCCUUCUAGGUACUGCUGCAUUUGCCUUCUUCUGCUUCUACCUUCUAGUGGCAGUUAUUGCUGGGGCAAUGAUGCUUGGUCUGAGAUUAGUUUUCAUUACUAUUCACCCAAUGAAGUGGGGUGCGACUCUAAUGAAUUCAUUUCUGUUCAAUGUGGGACUCAUUCUCCUUUGCUCCAUCAGUGUGAUUCAGUUCUGUGCUACAGCUUUUGGUUAUUAUGCCCAAGCAACUGCUGCUCAAGAAAUAUUUGGUCACACAUUGCAAUCUCUUCGUGGAAUUAAAUAUCUGUACAAGUAUAAUGUAUUUCAAAUUGCAUUUAUUGUCUUGGCAGGCCUCACAUUUGUAUAUUAUGCUGCCUUUGGAUGGAGGAGGAGAAAACUUACUGGCAGAUUCCAGCUCGCCAAUUAAGUAGUGUGCUUCUUGGAAGAGCAUUGGACUGGGUGACUCCUAAAUUCUCAAAGCACGUCAUUCAUCUUGAAGUGGUUUUCGGAGUUGGAUGUAUAUGGCCUUAGUUUGUUUCAAUAUCAUAAUUUCAAAGCAUGGUCCGUUCACGUUCAAUCCUAAAUCUGCAGCUCUUAGGAGCAUGGUGAGUGCUACUGCUGGUGCCGCUGUUGUUUGUUGCGUCUGGGGUUAUCUCAGUGAUGCCUUUUUUUCUUUCUCUUAUCCUCCUAUGUAUCUCUAUUACAUGGCUGAUUUAUCUUAUAAAUUGACAUGUGCUUGUGAUGAUGAUAUGUACUUCCAGAUAGGGAUGACAGGCUUGGGGUUGGAUGACUACCACUACUGUAAUUUAGACUUCAGGAACAAUAUUCUUUUUUGGUUUUAGCGGAUCAGUUUGCUUAGGUAUAUGUACAAAUGAUAUAUGCCUUGUAUCGAAUUUCCUAGGAAAUUUAGAGUUCUGAAA
Molecule: messenger RNA, 2211 nt
Organism: Macadamia integrifolia
Lineage: Eukaryota; Viridiplantae; Streptophyta; Magnoliopsida; Proteales; Proteaceae
Product: LIMR family protein At5g01460
Exons: 14
Coding region: 186-1718 (510 amino acids)
Source: RefSeq, a predicted model, not a curated record